This is a messenger RNA of Brassica oleracea var. oleracea, 1347 nucleotides long. Its product is annotated as AT-hook motif nuclear-localized protein 29-like. The coding region runs from base 373 to 1242 and encodes 289 amino acids. The transcript has a single exon. Gene Ontology annotation, cellular component: nucleus. Lineage: Eukaryota; Viridiplantae; Streptophyta; Magnoliopsida; Brassicales; Brassicaceae. Gene Ontology annotation, molecular function: DNA-binding transcription factor activity; minor groove of adenine-thymine-rich DNA binding. Gene Ontology annotation, biological process: vegetative to reproductive phase transition of meristem. The record is from RefSeq and is a predicted model, not a curated record.
GCUUUCAUGAGUUCAUCCUUUAACAAAAGUACUGCAGAGUCGCUCACUUUCAGGGUACAUGAAAUAAUUUGAAGCUUCUCAACUCUUUUCACAUCACUCAAAUACGACACCGUCUCAAGUGAAGAAACUACUCCUUUCUAGUCCUAAAGCGAGUUAGGGUUUAACACACAAGUAGCACCCGUUUGUGUUGUGUCUCUUUGCUCAUUUUCGUCGGUUUGUGUAACCGAUCAACACAAGCUAUUGGCUCUUCACUCCCUGAAAUUUGACUUUUCCACUGGAUCUCACCAAAGUUUCUCUAUAUGAAGAAAUCUUCACCCUCACAAAAUCAUUACAUUUGAACCAAAAGAACAAUAACCAGUAGAUGCGGCGGUGAUGGACGGUGGUUACGAUCAAUCCGGAGGAGCUUCUAGAUACUUCCAUGGCCGCUUUAGGUCUGAGCUUCACAACCAACUUCAACAACAGGCUCAGGCUCAACCUCAACCUCAACCUCAUCCCCAGCUUCAGCCAGAUGAUGAAUCUGACUCCAACAAGGACUCGGGUCGACUUGAUUCCGACCAGGUUACCUCGGGAUCAACUCCCGGGAAGCGUCCACGUGGACGUCCUCCGGGAUCGAAGAACAAGACGAAGCCACCGGUGAUUGUGACAAGAGAUAGCCCUAACGUCCUUAGAUCUCAUGUUCUUGAAGUCUCAUCUGGAGCCGACAUAGUUGAGAGCGUCAACACUUACGCUCGCCGGAGAGGGAGAGGUGUCUCCGUGCUCAGUGGUAACGGCACGGUGGCUAACGUCGUUCUCCGUCAGCCGGUGACGAUUCAUGGGAAUAAUGGCGGAACUGGAGCCGGAGUUGGAGGGGUUGUGACUUUACAUGGAAAGUUUGACAUUCUUUCCAUCACUGGUACGGUGCUUCCCCCGCCUGCGCCGCCGGGAUCAGGUGGGCUGUCAAUCUUUCUUUCUGGUGGACAAGGUCAGGUCAUCGGCGGAAGCGUGGUGGCUCCGCUUGUGGCUUCAGGUCCAGUUAUACUGAUGGCUGCAUCGUUCUCUAACGCAACUUUUGAAAGGCUUCCACUUAAAGAUGAAGAAGAAGAAGGCGGAGGAGGAGGUCCACCGCCAGCCACGACAGCAUCACCACCGUCUGGACCGGGUCAGGGAGAGAUAAGAGGUAAUCCGAGUGGUUAUGAUCAGUUUACCGGUGAUCCUCAUUCGCUUGGCUGGGUAGCCGGAGCCGCUUCAAGACCAUCUUUUUAAAUUUGAAAAUUAUGUCCGUAAAAUAGCUAUCAAAAAAAUUAAAAACAGUUUCAUGAUAAUAUAACAAUGACAUUCUCAAUUAUAUUUUUAAGUUCUUUUGAUUUU